Molecule: messenger RNA, 663 nt
Organism: Heterobasidion irregulare TC 32-1
Lineage: Eukaryota; Fungi; Basidiomycota; Agaricomycetes; Russulales; Bondarzewiaceae
Exons: 6
Coding region: 1-663 (220 amino acids)
Cellular component (GO): membrane
Source: RefSeq, a predicted model, not a curated record
AUGGGCCUUUUUUCCACAGCGCGCCUUGUUGUGCUUGUCAUUUCAAUCGUGUUCGCCACGAUUGUCCUCGGCCUGGCUGCUGAUUUGGUUUCCAUCACGGAAUCCAAUGCUGGCCUUUACUGGAAUUUCAGCGCCCUGGGCGUGGCGACAGCCGUCCUUACCUUCGUCACUCUCAUCCCUAUGGUCGUGAUCGAUGCUUACCGACGAGGAGCGUUCACCUCGCGGGUCGUAGUAGAAGCUGUCUGGCUCAGCAUUCUGUGGGUUCUGUGGCUAUCCACAGGUGCUUAUGCCGCAUACACCGACAGCUUGGUGUUCAUUGGAUCCGAUUGCAGCUUCGUCAAUCCGACUGCUUCACUCGUAUGCGGCGAGUUCAAAGCCAUUGAAGCGUUUUCAUUCUUGACGUGGCUCAUCCUGAUGGGUUAUACCGGAACCCUCAUUGUAUUCGCCUUCAUCGGUCAGAGCCGAGGAAACAACUCGUGGACAACGACCGUCCGAGAUGCCUCUUUCCUUGCUCACCCGGCCCCGAAAGGCCCUAUCGACGGUACCCCCAUGGAACAACACUACGCUCCGCCAACGCCGCAACCCACUACUUCUACGACGCCCAAUUAUGUCCCCAUGCAGGUCAACUAUUCGUCACCCUCCCAUGGAGUCGCGCAAGUUUAG